Messenger RNA from Hypomesus transpacificus, 2210 nucleotides. Its product is annotated as tetraspanin-5. Gene Ontology annotation, biological process: protein maturation; regulation of vascular endothelial growth factor signaling pathway; protein localization to plasma membrane. The coding region runs from base 362 to 1180 and encodes 272 amino acids. The record is from RefSeq and is a predicted model, not a curated record. The transcript has 10 exons. Gene Ontology annotation, cellular component: membrane. Lineage: Eukaryota; Metazoa; Chordata; Actinopteri; Osmeriformes; Osmeridae.
GCUAUUGGCUCCCGCUUGGGUCCAUCACAUAAGGGCUAAACCCUAGUUCAGGGGCCAGAUAGAAGACGGACGGUUUUAAUCUGGUCCAGCUCGUAGGAUUUAUUCAUCCGUUAUCCUUAACUGCAGGCUUCGACAACAAAAAACGUUCGGAAAUUCAAUGUCAGUAGGACAGCCUACAGUAACAGAUAUUCCGCAGCAAUGUCAACACGACUGCAAGAUGCUGGAUGUUAUUAAACGGUGAACAAUUGCCGGAGUAUUUCUCCUUGUUGAGGCGCAGAGGGUGGAUUUUGGUACCGAUUUGUCAAACCCAGACCGUUAGAUGUGAUUUAUAUUGGUGGGAUACAUUUGUAAGAUUGUACAAAUGAUGUCAGGAAAGCAUUUCAAGGCUCACGAAGUGAGCUGCUGCAUCAAAUAUUUCAUAUUUGGAUUCAAUAUUAUAUUUUGGUUACUCGGAGUGGCAUUCCUGGGCAUAGGGCUGUGGGCAUGGAGCGAAAAGGGUGUGCUAUCCAACAUCUCCUCCAUCACAGACCUGGGGGGUUUCGACCCUGUGUGGCUCUUCCUGGUGGUGGGCGGGGUCAUGUUCAUCUUGGGCUUUGCUGGCUGCAUCGGGGCACUGAGGGAGAACUCCUUCCUGCUGAAAUUUUUUUCCGUUUUCCUUGGGAUCAUCUUCUUCCUGGAGCUGACUGCUGGGGUUCUGGCCUUCGUCUUCAAGGAUUGGAUCAAGGACCAGCUCAACUUCUUCAUCAACAAUAACAUCAGGGCAUACCGAGAUGACAUUGACCUGCAGAACCUCAUCGACUUCACCCAGGAAUACUGGGAGUGUUGUGGAGCCUUUGGCGCGGACGACUGGAAUCUGAACAUCUACUUCAACUGUACUGACUCCAACCCGAGCCGAGAGAAAUGCGGUGUGCCAUUUUCCUGCUGCACCAAAGACCCUGCGGAGGACGUGAUCAACACCCAGUGCGGCUAUGAUAUCCGGGCAAAAGCGGACUCGGAGCAGAGGACUUUUAUCUACAUAAAAGGCUGCGUUCCUCAGUUUGAAAAAUGGCUUCAAGACAACCUGACAGUGGUGGCAGGCAUAUUUAUUGGAAUAGCAUUACUUCAGAUUUUUGGGAUCUGUCUAGCACAAAAUCUAGUGAGUGACAUCGAGGCAGUGAGAGAGAGCUGUUUGUUUACCUGAGGUCCCCUGUUUCAUCUCGGAAAACGGAAGGAUAUACUUAAGUUUUGAAGUCUUGAGGGCAUCUACAAAGGGAGAAACACGGUAGUCGACACUUGGGAACUGUACAGAAGGAACAAGUCUGCUUUCUCUGUGAUGUGUAUAGAAUCAUUUUAUAAGAGUUGUUUUUAUAUGUUUCACAUCGGCGGUGUCAAGCUACUCGCAAAGGGUGGUGAGGCAGACUUGGGCCAAGUACAUAUGUUAAACACAUGGGGUGCACUGGAUUUACCUUGAAGUAAAAUCCAAAUACGACUCAGAUAUACUUUCAAAUACUGUCAAAGUAUUCGAUUUUUGUAUUUGACCCAAGUCUGUUCUUUGUGAAGUGAUUCUGACAAUGCAGUGCAUGCCUGUUAGAAACAAUAGAAACAGCAUUGGGUCUCCUACCUGUAUUUCUUUAAUGUUAUGAAGUAAGUUAUUGUACAGAGUAGCCUACUUAAGAUUGACAGGUUUGCUGAGUUGCACUUUGUAGAAUUUGUCAUUGAAUUUAGCAGUUACUGAAUGACAAUAUUAUAUUGGAAUAAGACAAUUCAACAUUGGACUUAAAGGUUACACCCUAAAAACUUAAAGGACUGUCCUUUCAUUUUAUUUAUAGAGACAUAUUCUGCUUUUUUUUUUUAAACCUAAUGCAUAAUGUUUAAGGAUGCUGUUUCUUGAAGUUGAUAAUCACAAACAGAAAAAUGACAUGAAGUGUUUAAAGAGUGUAUGAUUUGUCAUACAGUUUACUGUUCACGGUAGCAGGCUUUAUAUGGGGUUCAUUGUGUCAUGUAAAGUUAACAGGAUAGGUUUCUUAAACCUUGGCCAAAUGUAGACCAGUCUCUUCUGAACAUUUUUUUUACAGAAACUGUGGGAUUGGCAUGUUAGGGUUUAUCUGAGAAAUUCCCAAAGGCCUUGAAAUGUAUUUUGGUUUUAUUGUGACCCAGAUUCAUAUUAUUUAACUCUUUGGUGUAUGGUCUUUAAAUCUGAGGUGAGUUAUUAAAACUCUCGACUUAAUCUA